AUGCAGCAACAACAAUCUAUGCCUCAAGCGUCAUCUUCUCAACAAUUCAGACCACCAGUGCCUCAAGAAAAGCCAAAUGAGUUGCAAGCUACAUUGUUGACUCUGAAAAAUACCCAGACUCAGUUUAUGAAAGAGACUAGAUCUUCCAUCAGGAAUCUGGAGACACAUACGGGUCAAUUGGCUAGCAUGUUGAAUAAUAGGCCUCAGGGGAACUUGCCUAGCAAUACUGUGGCUAAUCCUAAGGAACAGUGUCAAGCGAUAACUUUAAGAAGUGGGAAAGAAUAUGAGGUCGAGCCACAAGCUGAGCAAAAGGUUACUGAAGACCUAGCAUCCCAUGAGAAGACUCAAUUGGUUAGCAAUGAUCCCGAUGUCAGAAUUUCAUAUCCACAAAGACUCCAGAAGACGACUCUUGAUAAACAGUUCUCCAAGUUUCUUGAUGUAUUUAAAAAGCUACACAUUAACAUUCCAUUUGGCGAAGCUUUGGAACAGAUGCCCAAUUACGUCAAAUUCAUGAAAGAAAUUUUGUCUAAGAAAUGGAGAAUGGAAGAUUAUGAAACAGUGGCACUCACUGAGGAGUGCAGGGCAAUACUACAAAGGAAGCUUCCUCAAAAGCUCCAAGAUCCAGGGAUAAUCUACCCAAUUUCUGAUAGUGAGUAG
This is a messenger RNA of Humulus lupulus (European hop), 657 nucleotides long. RefSeq lists its product as uncharacterized. The record is from RefSeq and is a predicted model, not a curated record. Lineage: Eukaryota; Viridiplantae; Streptophyta; Magnoliopsida; Rosales; Cannabaceae. The coding region runs from base 1 to 657 and encodes 218 amino acids. The transcript has 2 exons.